AUGUCAGUUAUUCCAAACGCCACGCUCGCCGAGUUCCACGAGUAUCUGGAUGAGGAUACCGGUCGAAUCCACGUAAUCUACUUUCCCAAGCAUCGUCCGUGCCUGGAAACCGAAAAAUUGUCGCCGUCCAUACAGACAUCACCGCCACCCACCGCACCGUCGCCGCCACUCUCCUCAGCAUCGCUAAUGGAGUUUUCCCCUUCUCCUGGCUGCCAAUUUUUAAGAAUUGGUCUAGACAUUUGUUGGCGCUAUGGUGGCACCGGGCAUCACCGCAACGUUUGUACACGGCCACCAAUCCUGUUUUGCUCCCGUUGUGGUCAAAUAGGCGUAAUGUCAAGGAAUUGUCCUUGCUAG
Molecule: messenger RNA, 354 nt
Organism: Psylliodes chrysocephalus
Lineage: Eukaryota; Metazoa; Arthropoda; Insecta; Coleoptera; Chrysomelidae
Source: the annotation of a GenBank genome assembly